AAAUAGAUGAGAUUAAUAAUAACCUGCGGCUUCUUGUCGUCUCCAGUCAGCUGUUCUCUCUCGUGUAGUUGGACGCGCUGUGUUGCCGGUGAAAGUGAAAUUUGUUGAAGAAUCCCUUAUCAUAAUCUUUGAUUAUUGAAUGAGGGCUUCCAUUAAUCGACCUCCGACGCCUGAACCGGAGGAUGAUCGAGAGCACCACCCCACUUUUCAAGAAACAAUCAACAUCAAGCUGAUUGAAAGUGGCGAAAAAGAGCGGUUGAAAGAGCUCUUGAGAGAAAGGCUCAUUGAAUGCGGUUGGAAAGAUGAGAUGAAAGCACUUUGCAGGGCAUAUGUAAGGAAGAAAGGAAGGAACAAUGUUAGCGUUGAUGACCUUGUGCAGGUCAUUACUCCAAAAGGCAGAGCCUCAGUUCCAGAUUCAGUGAAAGCCGAGCUGCUGCAGCGCAUCCGAUCUUUCCUUGCAUCAACAGCCAUCUGACAUACACGAGAUGACUGCAAGCUGCCGAAAAGUAUCUCCUUCAUACCCUUACUAAACCGGCUAAAACCAAUUAAUUUACUUUAUAUGUGGAAUUUGUUUGGACUAUUUAUCAAACUAGAUCGAUUCUGAUGGAGAAUCCUAGUCAAGUUCCAUUUUCAGGUUACAAAGAAUGUCGCAUUGUAUAAGCUCGCUGUCAACAAAAUCCGGGUUAGUGAGUGUUUUGUUGUAGAAUGCAUGUAAAAAGCUAGCUGUAUGAGAUUUAUUUAAUGCUUUCAUGAUGACAACUCUGUUUUUACCGAAAAUUUGGUUGGGUCUAUUUUGAUGGUAUAAUUAUAUAUUUUGAUUUGUUCAACUGUUUA
Molecule: messenger RNA, 834 nt
Organism: Benincasa hispida (wax gourd)
Lineage: Eukaryota; Viridiplantae; Streptophyta; Magnoliopsida; Cucurbitales; Cucurbitaceae
Product: transcription/mRNA export factor
Biological process (GO): mRNA export from nucleus; positive regulation of DNA-templated transcription
Cellular component (GO): SAGA complex; nuclear pore
Molecular function (GO): transcription coactivator activity
Source: RefSeq, a predicted model, not a curated record